Molecule: messenger RNA, 1734 nt
Organism: Rhinopithecus roxellana (golden snub-nosed monkey)
Lineage: Eukaryota; Metazoa; Chordata; Mammalia; Primates; Cercopithecidae
Gene: KCTD13
Product: potassium channel tetramerization domain containing 13
Exons: 6
Coding region: 215-1204 (329 amino acids)
Biological process (GO): proteasome-mediated ubiquitin-dependent protein catabolic process; negative regulation of Rho protein signal transduction; protein homooligomerization
Cellular component (GO): Cul3-RING ubiquitin ligase complex
Molecular function (GO): ubiquitin-protein transferase activity; protein binding
Source: RefSeq, a predicted model, not a curated record
GGGGCAGGGCCGCGCCUGCGCAGCUACCCGGCACUGGCUUCCGGGUGGUGCGAGUGAGAUGGGGCGGAGGGCCGGUCUCGCCGAGUAGCGGCGGUGAGUGGGCGUGUGCGCGGAGCGGUCUGGCCCGAGGGCUAGCGGCCGGCCGAGGGUCUUCGGGAGCAGGUCGCAGGGCGCGAAGAGAGCCUGGGAUCGCCGUCUGCCGCUGCUACCCGGUAUGUCGGCGGAGGCCUCGGGCCCGGCGGCCCCCGCGGCCCCGUCCCUGGAAGCCCCCAAGCCCUCGGGUCUCGAGCCUGGCCCCGCCGCCUACGGUCUCAAGCCGCUGACCCCGAACAGCAAAUACGUGAAGCUGAACGUGGGCGGCUCGCUGCACUACACCACGCUGCGCACCCUCACGGGACAGGACACCAUGCUGAAGGCCAUGUUCAGCGGCCGCGUGGAGGUGCUGACCGAUGCCGGAGGUUGGGUGCUGAUUGACCGGAGCGGCCGCCACUUUGGUACAAUCCUCAAUUACCUGCGGGAUGGGUCUGUGCCACUGCCGGAGAGUACCAGAGAACUGGGGGAGCUACUGGGCGAAGCACGCUACUACCUGGUGCAGGGCCUGAUUGAGGACUGCCAGCUGGCGCUGCAGCAAAAAAGGGAGACGCUGUCCCCGCUGUGCCUCAUUCCCACGGUGACAUCUCCCCGGGAGGAGCAGCAGCUCCUGGCCAGCACCUCCAAGCCCGUGGUGAAGCUCCUGCACAACCGCAGUAACAACAAGUACUCCUACACCAGCACUUCAGAUGACAACCUACUUAAGAACAUCGAGCUGUUCGACAAGCUGGCCCUGCGCUUCCACGGGCGACUGCUCUUCCUCAAGGAUGUCCUGGGGGACGAGAUCUGCUGCUGGUCUUUCUACGGGCAGGGCCGCAAAAUCGCCGAGGUGUGCUGUACCUCCAUUGUCUAUGCUACGGAGAAGAAGCAGACCAAGGUGGAAUUUCCAGAAGCCCGGAUCUUUGAGGAGACCCUGAACAUCCUGAUCUACGAGACUCCCCGGGGCCCAGACCCAGCCCUCCUGGAGGCCACAGGGGGAGCAGCUGGAGCUGGUGGGGCUGGCCGUGGGGAGGAUGAAGAGAACCGAGAGCACCGUGUCCGGAGGAUCCAUGUCCGGCGGCACAUCACCCACGAUGAGCGUCCUCAUGGCCAACAAAUUGUCUUCAAGGACUGACCUCUGACCCUCCCCCUGCCUUCCUCUUGCCUUGGGGCCCAGUCCCUCUCUCUUUCCCUCCCCUUCCCAGACCUUUGCCCCGGCUCUGCUGGCCAAGUCGUGGGUCCUCCUCUGUCCCUUCAUUGCAUGGCACAGCUCACUUUGGCCCUUCUCCAUCCAUCCCGACCCCAUUGCUAACAACAUGGUACAUUCCGGACCCGCCACUCAGAGCCUUCCGAAGCCAACACUUGUCCCUAUCCUGGCCCUGUGUCCUUCCCUCUCCAGCUGGUUAAGAGGGAUUUAGAAUUCCCUCUCUCUUUUUUCAGUGCAUCAUCCAUGCCAAAGUGUGCCGUCCUUCCUAACAUUACCGCAGUCUGAGCCGCCUCCCACGUCGUGCAGGGUAGUCCGCACCCUCCUCCCCACCAUCCUCCCUACCUCCUUAACUUUGUACUAGACUGGCCUGGGCCUGCCCAGCUCAGCGUUCUCAGUCUGUUUCAUAUUAUUUAUUAUUUUAAUUUUCUAUUAAAUUAUUGAAAUGAGUUGAGGAACUG